AUGGACGCAAUAUCCCGUCCGCCCGCCGCCCCCCUCUCCGCGCGCCGAUGGGUUGUGGGACACAAGAAGUGGGCUCCCCCCGCCGCCGCCCCCCCGCCUGCUUCCGCCUCCUUCGCCUCCUCUCUCGCCGACUCCUUCGUUCCGUUGCACGCGCACUCGUCGUACGUCCCGUCGCACCCGUCGCUCGUCUCGUCGCACCCGUCGCACGGCGGCAGCUGGGCGAACGGAAGCGUCGUGGAUGGGAGCUGCGGGCUGGAGGGGUCGCAGCGAGGGCGCGCGGACGAGAGCUGGUCGGGCGCGCGCAACAUCGGCGCGCGGCAUGACGGGGAUGCGGCGGUGCCAGGGGGAGCGCAAGCGGAUGCUGGGUGGCGGAAGCGGAAAAGCCAUCUAUCCUCCACUGCCGACGACUCCGCCUGUCUGACGUCAUCACAUGCCCCUCACGCCCCCCGUUCCGCCCUGCCGGACGCGGCCGUCGCGCCGUCGCACGCGGACUCCCCCUUCGCGCAUCCCUCCGCCUCCCCCCCCGCGCAAGCUACCCGCUGGGACGUGCCUCUUUUCUCCGCAAAGCGCGCAUGCCUCGCGGGGGUCCAGCGCAGGCCCGCGGAACGCGCGGCUUGGGCGGAGAGUCCAGGCGCGUGGGGGGCAGGUCCAGCGGCUUUCGAAGCGCAAGGUCGGGAAGCCGCUGCGGCGGCGGCGGCUGUGGCGGGAAAGGCGGAGGGCAGAGGCGGCGCGUGGCGGGCGCUGAGCGCGUCGUCUGUCGACUUCGCGCCGCAUCCGUUCCAGCCAAACGCAGAGUCGGAUUUGCUUCUGGAGGCAUCGGGCGGCGGAGCGCCGCUUGCGUUCGCCGUGGGCGCGGCGGCGGGCGCGCACGGUGACGGGCGCGGGGGGAUCCACCAUCCCGCGUCCUCCGCGCGCAGCAUCGGCGGGUCAAUGGAGAGCGUCGCGCGCACGCGGCGGGUGGUAUGCGCGCGGGGCAGGAAGCGGCAGGGAGCGGGGGGGGAUCCGGGGCAGCAGGUCGCGAUGACGCGGCGGGCGGGCGACGGCGCCGCGCUUAUUGAGGCGGGCGGAUGGGCGGCAGCGCAAGGGGAAGGGGAGCAGAGCUCGUGUGCGUAUGGGGGCGAAAGGACCGAUGCGGAGGGCGGGGAGAGGCCGGAGGAGGAAGCGGAGAGGAGGGAAGGAGGAGUCGGCGCAGAGAGCACCGUGCGACCGAGGAGGCGGAGGCGGAAGGUGGGGCUAGUGGGGGUGGCGGAAGAGGGGGAGGCGGCGGAGGAGGAGCGGGAUGGGCUGGCAUCGUCUGCGAGGCGGCCUCCCUCGGCGCAUGCGCCCGUGCUUGCGGGAUGCGCGGCGGCAGGCACGGCGGACGGCGGGCCAGCAGGGAGUGCGAGCGUGGAUGACGGCCUGCGCGCAGGUGGUGCCGCGAGCGCCCACACGUGCGCGCCGUCCCCCGCAGAGUUCCGCGCGCGCGAGGGGAGCAGCAGGGACAGCAGCGGGGGCAGCAGCGCGUGCGAGCGGGAGAGCACGGGGAGCGAGCAGCGGGGGAGCGAGCAGCGCGCAGGGCGGAGGCGGAGCGCGCGCGUGCUGCAAGAAACGGUGAACGGAGCGCGCGGCGAGGGGCUACGGGACGAUGACGGGGAGGCGCGCUGCUGCGCUGACGAUCGUGGAGACACGCUGCAACGGCAGAGGCAGCGGCAGAGACCAAACGGAACAGCGGGGGAAGCUGGGGGAGCGGGAGCAGAGGCGGAUGAGGAGGCGGAGAUGAGGCGGCGGUUCAGCGUGGUGGUGCAGUCGCAGGUGGUGGGCAGCGAGGAGGAGGACGGACCGCUGGAGGGCGACGCCGAUAGGAGCAUGCGGAGCACCCCUCCCUCCCUCCACACUCCCCUUGCUCCCCCUUCAAUGCCUUUUCCGUUUUGCAUGCCAGGACUGCCAGCGCCCAAGAAGAAGCCCACCAUAGAUGACGAGUUUGAGCAGUACUUUGCGCAGCUGCUCUUGUAG
Closterium sp. NIES-65 is the source of this 1992-nucleotide messenger RNA. Lineage: Eukaryota; Viridiplantae; Streptophyta; Zygnematophyceae; Desmidiales; Closteriaceae. The record is from the annotation of a GenBank genome assembly.